Messenger RNA from Neurospora tetraspora, 1656 nucleotides. RefSeq lists its product as uncharacterized. Lineage: Eukaryota; Fungi; Ascomycota; Sordariomycetes; Sordariales; Sordariaceae. Bases 1 to 1656 code for a protein of 551 amino acids. The record is from RefSeq and is a predicted model, not a curated record. The transcript has 2 exons.
AUGCUGUUUGACCUUCGGGAUACACAGCAAUGGAGAGAGGUUAAUGUCAAGUCCGUUUACAAGGAUCUCAAAGGGAAGGUAUCCUCUUACGGUGGCGUCGUGUUGGUCGCCGACCAAAAGUCUACGCGGGCCACCAGAAGUAAGACGUCGGAGCCCGUGUCUGGAAUUCUGUAUCACCGCCUUGAGCCAGCAAGUCUUUCCUCAGAUACACAGGCAUAUUGGAUGAAGGAAAUCACUGUCAUAGCGACAACCAAGACGACUACAUGGGAGUCUUCACAACGCUCUUAUUCGGGAACUGAUGAGAAUGAAUUCAUAGAGUGUAUGUACCAAGAGAGGUGGGAUCAGGUCGAUACGCAAGGCUUCUUCUGGGGCCAAUUAUGCUUUUUUAAUCCGUUGGAUGCCCACUGUUACAUCGACGAUUAUCGGGGAAUAACAAAUCGAUCUAGCCCAUCAACACCGGUCUUUAGAAUUCAAGACAACAUUUUCGUGAGACGGAUCGAUCCCAGAUGCCGAUUACUUGCAGAACCAGUCUUCUGGUGGUUGACAACCUUCUGUAACCUCGUCAUUGCGGCCUGUCUCAGCUCAAUGGCCUGGUUCUACAGAUCAGCACCACUGGUCACCAUCGGAGACCCGAUCGACUCGUUCAUAACCGAGCCUACGUCUCCAGACUCAAAGACAAUUCCGAUAUCAAGCUGCACUUACCACCACACAUCGUUCACAAACAUCUUCCGGCCAGCACUUCCGCCGCGGGCAUACAACCCCAAAGCAACGCCCUUGUGGAAAUCAGUUUCCUUGACACGCUGGUCUCUAACCAUGGCCUGGUUCCUCUAUAUAGUCUCCCAGUGUAUCCUCCUCUUCAGUAAAGCUCUGAGCGCCGAAAACACAUCAGCUCAACGCCUCAAGUCCUUUUUCACCUUCAACCUCAACUCUCUGGACUCCGACCACCUCCUCUACCACAGCGACGGCAGCGACAUGGACAUAUUACCCCGCCGCUGGUGUUUCGUCCUGCUCGCCAAUACGCCACAAAUCUUUCUCUCACUGACUUACCUUUUCUUCAACAACAUCUUGACCAAGAUGACGCUACGUACCUCCCAACCCCGCGGCUCCCAACGCUCCACCUUCUUCCUCAGCCUCCCCUACCGCUACGCCCUCCCCUUCGUCGUCGUUUCUGGUGUUAUGCACUGGCUCAUCAGCCAGUGCCUGUACUUCACCGAAGUGGAUUUCAUCGAUUUGGACGGAACCACGUUGGACAAGUCAAAUCCAACAACUACCACGCUCGGGUACUCGACCUGGGCCAUGUUUUGGGUGAUCGUGCUGGGGACGCUUUCGUGGGUGGCGAUUUUGGGGUCGGCGGUUUUUGGGAAGUAUCCGGCUGGUAUGCCGAUUAUGGGGAGUUGUUCGGCGGUUAUUGCUGCUGCUUGUCAUGCUCCGCUGAGAGGGAGAGGAAGACGAGGCAGAGCGGGUGGUGAUGGGGAUGGGAUGGAAGAUGGAGGUGAGGAGGAAGGAGAUACCUCGACGGAUAUCGCGGCGGGCCCGCUGUCGUGGGGAGUGAUCAAGCAGGUUGUUGUCAGAGACGGAGUGGAGGUUGAGGAGAAGUGGCUGGGGUUUACGAGGGGAGAGGCAGAGGAGCCUGUUUUUGGGGAGGUUUAUGGAUAG